Messenger RNA from Rhinichthys klamathensis goyatoka, 2661 nucleotides. RefSeq names its product zyg-11 related, cell cycle regulator (gene zer1). The record is from RefSeq and is a predicted model, not a curated record. Gene Ontology annotation, molecular function: protein binding. Gene Ontology annotation, cellular component: Cul2-RING ubiquitin ligase complex. Lineage: Eukaryota; Metazoa; Chordata; Actinopteri; Cypriniformes; Leuciscidae. The transcript has 16 exons. The coding region runs from base 222 to 2522 and encodes 766 amino acids.
GAUCGCGUCACGUGCACAUGUGACCCGGAUGUGGCGCAGGUUGUGUUGACAUCAGAGCGGCUGAGAUCAUCAUUAGAUCAUGUUUAUAUUUCUGCGUUUCUUGUGAAUCGAAGCGGCGCGUCAGUCGGUGUACCGGCGUCAGGUGGAGUGUGUUCUGGUCCUGCUCCAUGUGCGGCGCUGAGACCCGGGCCGCAGUCCUGCAGUUCUGAGCGAGCGUCGUCAUGGCGACGGCGGCGGGCGACGACCCGGAGAGCCUGAUGACCCUGGUCACCGUGUUCUGCCUGAAGAACCUGCGCAGAACCCUGUGCUACAGCGAGCAGAACCGACUGCGGCUGCGGCCCGACGUGUUCCUGCCCAGCGAGAUCUGCGACCGGCUGCUGCACGCCUACAUGGAUCUGGUGCACACAGACAGUGAGUUCGAGCCGCAGGACGGGUUCUUCCAGCUCUUCAGUGACCCGCGCAGCACCAGAAUCACACGCCUGCACCUGCGGGACGACUUCAUCCGGGACCGGGACCUGGAGGCCCUCGCCAAACAGGAUCUGAUGGAGCUGCACCUGAGCUCCUGCACGCGCGUGACGGCCCGAGGCCUGCGGACGCUCCUCCGCUUCAGGCACUCUCUGCUGUCGCUCAGCCUCUUCGGCUCCUCCAGCCUCUUCUUCAGGCCAGCGUGUGACGACGAGGAGGAGGACGCGGAGGAGGACGCGCGCGCGCACACGCUGGACCGCAGCUUCAGCUUCCAGGGCUUCAGUCGUCUGCGCGUGCUGAACGUGGGCGGCCUGACGCCGGAGCUGGACGUGGAGUCGCUGCUGACGCCCCUGCCCGCGCUGAGCUCGCUCGACCUGUCCGGCGUACACGUUCCUCGCCCCGCCUUCCUCGCGCAGUGGAAGCAGCGGCUGGCGUCCCUCGUGCUGUACAACGUGGAGCUGACGGAGGAGCUCACACACACUCUGCUGCAGAUGAGCAAACUCAGACACCUGGAUAUCUCCCGGGAGAACCAGAGAUCCUCCAAGUUUAAGAUGACGAGGAAGAUCUUGAGCAGCCUCGCUCAGGGUCUGGUGGACCUGGUGUCCCUGGACAUCUCCGGACACACCAUGCUGGACAACGUCACGGUGCCGGCGCUGGAGGACGCGCUGGGCCGCCCGAGCAUCGAGCCGAGCAAGAGCAGCAUUUACCCGUUUCAGGAGCUGAAGAGGCCGUUGCAGUUCUUGGGCCUUUACAACACCACACUCUGCACCGUCACACACAUACCAGCGUAUAAGGUCACCGGCUCCAAGAACGAGGAUCAGAUUCUGAACGCUAUAGAGGCGUACACUGAACAACGGCCUGAACUCGCCCAUCGAGCCAUAAACCAGCUGUUCGACAUCGCCAGAAUCCAGCACUGCAGUCAACUACUGCGAGCACUACAGCUGGUGAUCACAGCGCUGAAGACUCAUAAGUACGAUAAGAGCAUCCAGGUGACGGGCAGCGCGGCUCUGUUCUACCUCACCAACACCGAGUACCGCAGCGACCAGAGUGUGUGUCUGCGCAGACAGGUCAUACAGGUCGUGCUCAACGGCAUGGAGCAGUACCAGGAGGUCACGGUCCAGAGGAACUGCUGCCUGACGCUGUGUAACUUCAGUAUCCCGGAGGAGCUGGAGUUCCAGUACGAGCGAGUGAAUCUGCUCCUGCUGAAGAUCCUGGAGCCGCUGCGUCAGGACGAGUCCAUCCAGCGCAUCGCCGUGCACCUGUGCAACGCCCUCGUGUGCCAGGUCGACAACGACCACAAGGAGGCCGUGGGCAAGAUGGGCUUCGUCAAGACGAUGCUGAAUCUGAUCCAGAAGAAGCUGCAGGACAGAAUGUGUGAUCAGGUGAUGGAGUUCUCCUGGAGUGCGCUGUGGAACAUCACUGACGAGACGCCGGAUAAUUGCCAGAUGUUUCUGGAGUGUAACGGCAUGAAGCUGUUCCUGGACUGCCUGAAGGAGUUUCCAGAUAAACAGGAGCUGCACCGAAACAUGCUGGGGCUUCUGGGUAAUGUGGCUGAAGUGAGAGCGCUGAGACCGCAGCUCCUGACCAAGCAGUUCAUCAGCGUCUUCAGUGAGCUGCUGGAGAGUAAGGCGGACGGCAUCGAGGUGUCCUACAACGCCUGUGGGGUUCUGUCCCACAUCAUGUUCGACGGGCCCGAGGUCUGGGCCAUGGAGGAGCCCCAGAGGUCAGAGGUCAUGGACAAAAUGUGGGCGGCCAUCCAGAGCUGGGACGUUAGCUCGCGACGCAACAUCAACUACAGGUCGUUCGAGCCGAUCCUGCGUCUCCUCCCUCAGAGUGGGGCUCCGGUCAGCCAGCACUGGGCCACAUGGGCGCUUUAUAACCUGGUGUCAGUUUACCCGGGAAAAUACUGUCCUCUACUGAUGAAGGAGGGAGGAGUGAUCCUGCUGAAGACCGUCCUGGAUCUGGAGUCCUCUCACCAGGAGACCAAGGACAUGGCACGGAAAGUGAUGGAUCAGUGUGAGAACUUCAAGGAGGAUCCCAUGGACACCAGCAGGUAAAGAUGAUGAAGAUGAAGAUCCAGAAGAGGACGUCACGCUGCUCUCCUGCAACACACGUCUGUCACGUCACACUACAGUGAGGUCACGAGUGAGUGUGUGUGUGUGUGUGUCGGGCUUGUUUCUGUGUUGCACAUGGACC